GUGCAGGAGCGCAGUGCGAUGAUAGACAAGCAGCUCGGCGCGGACCGCGACAAGCUGCAGAAGAUCCGUCUGCUGCUGGCGAGGAAGAACCGGGACGUCGCUACCCUGCAGCGGCAGAUCGACGAGGUUCCGACGCGCGCAGAGCUCAGCCAGUACCAGCGACGCUUCGUCGAGCUGUACAACCAGGUUGGAUCAAAGCACACGGAGACCAAGCAGUUUUACACACUCUACAACACUCUAGAUGACACGAGGCUGUAUCUUGACAAGGAAGCCAAUCUGCUUAACUCCAUCCACGACAACUUCGAACAUGCCGCAGAGCGACAGCGCUCAUCUAACGAUCUCUUGCGGGCGCAGGCGAAGUGGGCAGAUCUAAAGCAGAAGUACGAAGAUGCAGAACGGGAAGUGCAAAAGGCGAGGGACUAUCACACGCGACUGCAUGCAGAGAUAGCAGCACUGGCUGACGUGGAGAAUAGUGAAAACAAGGAGGUUCUGCAGAAACUUCGUGACCUGGUUGCCACCAACGAAAACCUGAAGAAGCAGGAGCAGGAGUUCAGAGCCAACUGUAAGAAGGAGAUGGCACGCCUCCAGGAAAACAUUGAAGUUGAACAACUAAAGUUAGACUCUGGCAAGGAUGUUGAUGAAGACCAGGUAAGUAGGAAUUUUAAGAAAUGUAGUGUAACAAACGGUUUUUUAUUGUUCACUAUUUAUAUUUGCCAUCACGUUCCAUUCUACAUGUUAGUUUAUACUGAAAUAUAUUGAAAAUAACAUUAUAA
Priapulus caudatus is the source of this 773-nucleotide messenger RNA. Its product is annotated as coiled-coil domain-containing protein 93-like. Gene Ontology annotation, biological process: Golgi to plasma membrane transport. Bases 19 to 759 code for a protein of 246 amino acids. The transcript has 5 exons. Lineage: Eukaryota; Metazoa; Priapulida; Priapulimorpha; Priapulimorphida; Priapulidae. The record is from RefSeq and is a predicted model, not a curated record.